AUGCUCCGAAGUCUUCUGCUCUGGAAACUCACAAUUGGGACGGAAGGAGAGCCAUCUUUCGUAGGUCCUUUGGGCGGGAUUAGCUUCCCCGGCGUCACUGUCGAUGCCCCUUUAGCAAGAGAGCCGGAUUUAUCCCACACCAGCUGUGAGACCGAACCCACGCGGUGCGACGUCACCGAUGCCGCCGUCGAGGAUCAAUUGAUUGAGUACUUCAUGCAACACGUUGCAUCGUACUACGGGUUUCUCGAUCCCCGAGAGCUACGGCAGAUGGGAAACCUCUGCAACGAGGAAGACAUUCGAUUCUACCGCCAGGCGGCCUCAGACUUGGCCCAGCGUGCCGCUGUCGUGCAGUGCGCGUCUCGCCCACGGGAGCUCACCGUCCUCAGUUUGUCGGUGCUGGCAGGGCGGGAGCUCAAUUUAGGCCAGGAGAACAUGGGGUGGAUGUAUAUCUCGGGGCCCGAGAAAUCCUCCCUCCCCUUCCGCCGCGUGAAUUAUCUGCACAUGUCUUACUAUGACUCGAGCCUUCUGAUUCACCGUCCGUUCCUUCGGCAAGCCGCCGAAGAACAACAAGGACUGCGUAGCCACGAAAGUAUCAGUGCACAAAUGGCCACCCAAACCGUACGAGAUGCCGCCAAGGCUUUCGCUCAGUUGGCUCGCUUGCACCAUCGGCGGAUCGGAGAUUGCAGACAGGCCCCGCCAUUCCUCAUACAGCAUUUGCUCACCGCAGAAAUAAUGUUCCUCUCACAGGCCACCGCGGCUGUGAAGCAGGGGGCGGGACGCAGACCUUGCAACGACCUCAAAGAAUGUUUAGCAGCGUUGGAAGAGAUGCAGGAGAGCUGGCCGCUCAAGGCACACCGGGGCGAUUGA
Molecule: messenger RNA, 867 nt
Organism: Aspergillus uvarum CBS 121591
Lineage: Eukaryota; Fungi; Ascomycota; Eurotiomycetes; Eurotiales; Aspergillaceae
Product: fungal specific transcription factor domain-containing protein
Exons: 4
Coding region: 1-867 (288 amino acids)
Source: RefSeq, a predicted model, not a curated record